Messenger RNA from Kwoniella shivajii, 471 nucleotides. RefSeq lists its product as uncharacterized. Lineage: Eukaryota; Fungi; Basidiomycota; Tremellomycetes; Tremellales; Cryptococcaceae. The transcript has a single exon. The coding region runs from base 1 to 471 and encodes 156 amino acids. The record is from RefSeq and is a predicted model, not a curated record.
AUGCGACAUACUCUCGCUGAUCACGUAGGUUUCUUCAGUAGAGAUAAAAAUCUGAAAGAACUCGCCACCGCUCUCCACGGGUCGCGAAUCGAUGAGACCGCCGCAAACGUACUUGGUCUUCAACUCAAACCAUCCAAGAGAUCGAUGGAGAAGAAGCUGAAAACAGCUGCGGUCAAGCCGAAACCAUCCAAGUCGUUAGCCGACGAUUUCGAUAAAUUAUUCUUAGCCGAUCCAUCUGAAGUUUCAAACAAGCGAGUCCGUGUCUCAUCACCUAUUGCCGUUUCAACAGAAUCUGACGAGGGAGACGAAGCGAUGCCGGCAAAGAAGCCUGUCAAAAAAACUCCAAUUAGACGAGCAAAGCUCGACUCGUCAAAGGUCGCAGACUUUGAAGAUGCUGAGGUUACAGAGGAAACGGUCGAUAGAGAACAAGAUCUGGCCAAGGAGAAGGAAGAGAAAGAGACUGACCAGUGA